This is a messenger RNA of Capsella rubella, 2240 nucleotides long. RefSeq names its product NAC domain-containing protein 78. NCBI's taxonomy places the organism in Eukaryota, Viridiplantae, Streptophyta, Magnoliopsida, Brassicales, Brassicaceae. Gene Ontology annotation, molecular function: DNA binding. Gene Ontology annotation, biological process: regulation of DNA-templated transcription. The transcript has 6 exons. The coding region runs from base 273 to 1985 and encodes 570 amino acids. The record is from RefSeq and is a predicted model, not a curated record.
GCUGCGUAAUUUCUUCCUUUUCCUUUUUUUCUUCUCUUUUUCUUUUUUCUUUUUCUUUCCACGGUUGCUUAUUUCUAAUGGCAUCGUGAUCGAUUCAUCUCCUCUCUCUCUCUUCUCCCUUCCAAUUUUCCCAAUUCUUUUUUUUAAAACCCUAAUUUUUGGAUAUCUAAUUUAUCUAUUCUCGGAAUCUGCAACUCUCUACUCGAUUUGCUCCCCCCCCCCCCCCCCCAAUUAAAAACCCUUGCUUUCUUUGUGUUCUGGUUCACCGAUUGAUGGGUCGUGGCUCAGUGACGUCGCUUGCUCCUGGGUUCCGUUUUCACCCUACGGACGAGGAACUCGUUCGCUACUACCUUAAGCGUAAGGUCUGCAACAAACCCUUUAAGUUCGAUGCUAUAUCCGUCACCGACAUAUACAAAUCCGAGCCAUGGGAUCUACCAGGCAAGUCGAAGCUGAAAAGUAGAGACUUGGAAUGGUACUUCUUUAGUAUGCUGGAUAAGAAGUACAGCAAUGGUUCCAAGACUAAUCGUGCGACGGAGAAAGGGUAUUGGAAGACGACGGGGAAAGAUCGGGAGAUUCGCAAUGGUCCAAGAGUCGUAGGGAUGAAAAAGACACUUGUUUAUCACAAGGGUCGAGCUCCUCGUGGUGAAAGGACCAACUGGGUUAUGCACGAGUACCGGCUCUCUGAUGAGGACUUGAAGAAAGCUGGUGUGCCGCAAAAGGAAGCAUAUGUUUUAUGUAGGAUAUUUCAGAAAAGUGGUACGGGGCCUAAGAAUGGGGAGCAGUACGGUGCUCCGUUUCUUGAGGAAGAGUGGGAAGAAGAUGCAAUGACAUAUGUUCCAGAUCAAGAUGCUUUCAGUGAAGGAUUGGGUGUCGAUGAUGAUGUUUAUGUCGAUAUUGAUGACAAUGAAGAGAAGCCCGAAAAUUUGGUUGUCUAUGAUGCUGUUCCUAUUCUACCUAACUACUGCCAUGGAGAAUCAAGCAACAAUGUUGAAUCAGGCAACUACUCAGACUCUGGAAAUUACAUUCAACAAGGAAACUACGUUGUUGACUCUGGUGGCUACUUUGAGCAACCAGUUGAAACUUUUGAGGAAGAUAAGAAGCCUAUCAUACGGGAUGGUAGCAUACAGCCUUGUUCGCUGUUUCCGGAGGACCAAAUUGGCUGUGGUGUGCAGGACGAGAAUGCAGUGAAUAAUCUGGAUUCGUCCAACAACAAUGUGUUCGACGCUGAUACAUGCUACAGUGACAUUCCUAUUGAUACUAACUAUUUACCCGAUGAGCCAUUCAUGGAUCCUAACAACAAUCUUCCACUCAACGAUGGUCUGUACCUGGAAACUAAUGAUCUCAGCUGUGUUCAACAAGAUGAUUUUAACUUCGAAGAUUAUCUCAACUUCUGUGAUGAUGAGGGUUUUAUUCUUGACGAUUCUCAAUUUAUGGGAUCUGAAGAUGCUCUUCCCGAUCAAGAAGGCCUUGACCAAAAACUUUCCCCUGAAGAAUUGGAGAAGGAGGUCGCAGAAGGCAAAGAGGUGGUGGAGAAAAAAGAAAGUGGUGAAGGAUCUUGCUCAAAACGAGAUGCAGAUCUCACUGAAUUUGAUUCAGCUUCGAAGUACCCUUUUCUCAAAAAGACAAGCCACAUGCUUGGAGCUAUUCCUGCCCCAUCUUCAUUUGCUUCACAGUUCAAAUCAAAGGACGCUGCAAUCCGGCUACACUCAGCACAAUCUUCUGGUUCAGUUCACGUGACUGCAGGUAUGAUCAGAAUAUCAAACAUGACUCUAGCAGCGGAUAGCAGUAUGGGCUGGUCAUAUGACAAGAACGGUAACCUCAAUGUAGUCCUUUCAUUUGGAGUGGUCCAACGGGAUGAUGAACUGAGUGCCUCGGGAAGUAAGACAGCAACUACGGCGACAAGAGCUAUGCUGAUCUUCAUGUGUUUAUGGGUUCUCUUACUAUCUGUUAGCUUCAAAAUAGUAACCAUGGUCUCUGCUCGGUAAUAGCAUCAAAAGUUGAAUCGUCUCAAAGACUAUUUUUGGUGUUUGUAUCUUUCCAAUUAUAUAGUGUUUACUCUGGCAGUGCUUUGCUGCUCAAUAGUUUAUUUAUCUUUUCAAGGGAUUUUGUGUAGUCUGAAAUGCUCUUUAUAAUUUCUAGCUUGAGCUUCUAGAAAUAAGAACAUAACAAAUUUCUUUGUGACAGUUAUUUAUUUGAUCUCUGCUCUUUGUGAGUUCUUACUAUUAAGAAACAAUUGAUCA